Molecule: messenger RNA, 603 nt
Organism: Scaptodrosophila lebanonensis
Lineage: Eukaryota; Metazoa; Arthropoda; Insecta; Diptera; Drosophilidae
Exons: 1
Coding region: 7-603 (198 amino acids)
Source: RefSeq, a predicted model, not a curated record
GUACUCAUGGUGCUUGCCACGCCCCGUUUUACAGCCACCUACUCAUACAACAUACCCAUGCCCACACUGAGCAGCAUCGUGGACAUGACAGCGGCCUCCAGCGCCAAGCCCCUACUGGUCAACAAGCUGCUGGUGCAAAGUCCGCCGUUGGACAACAUCUAUAAGGAUUAUGUGGUCACAUCGAAGCCUUUGAAUCUGAGACGCUACAAGAACGGCAGCAAAACGAAGAAAACGAAGAAGGAUUCGAAAAUCUACUACAUACCCGUCCCACCACUGCCCUAUCGCUAUAUACCAGGCAUUGGCUACGACUACCAGCCCAUGAAAAUAAAGCCCAUUAUGCAGGAAACCAUGCCCACCGCGACAACGCCAGCAACAACAACGGCACCGAUCCCAGCUAAACUGAACCCUGCGCUGGCCAGUCAUGGUGGCCAGCAUCAGAACAGCCUGGAGAGCCAGGUCUUCCGGGUGCAGCACCACAGCAACAACUACUAUUUCAAUGGCCGCCCCUUCCGACUGCAGGUGGCACAUGCGGGGCGUAGACACGCCCUCACACCACUUAAUCUUAAGUCUAAAUUGUAUUACAAUAAAAAUAUUAUUUAUUAA